Molecule: messenger RNA, 2732 nt
Organism: Thunnus maccoyii (southern bluefin tuna)
Lineage: Eukaryota; Metazoa; Chordata; Actinopteri; Scombriformes; Scombridae
Product: insulin-like growth factor-binding protein 1
Exons: 4
Coding region: 1-747 (248 amino acids)
Biological process (GO): regulation of insulin-like growth factor receptor signaling pathway
Cellular component (GO): extracellular region
Molecular function (GO): insulin-like growth factor I binding; insulin-like growth factor II binding
Source: RefSeq, a predicted model, not a curated record
AUGGACGGAUUAUACGAGAAGAUGACGGUCAUGGCGGCAGUGAGUCUGGCUGUCUUGGCCACGGUGAGGUCGUCCCCAGUGGUGGGACCGGAGCCUAUCCGCUGUGCCCCUUGUACCCAGGAGAAACUGAACCAUUGUCCUGCCAUUCCAGCAGAUUGCAAGCAGGUGCUGAGGGAGCCCGGCUGUGGCUGCUGCAUGGCCUGCGCUCUGGAGAAAGGGGCAUCCUGUGGGGUUCACACAGCCCACUGCAGUGAGGGUCUCCGCUGCACUCCCAGGCCCGGUGAGGCCAGGCCUCUACAUGCUCUGACCAGAGGACAGGGGGUCUGCACUGAAGACCUAGGCCAAGGUGAGGAAGCUGAUGGAGUCCCUGACCACGGCUCCCUGCACUACCUGUUGGGGCUCAACCACCCGUUGGACCACCAAGACACUGCUGAGGGCCAGGAGAGUAUCAAGGCCAAAGUCAAUGCCAUCCGCAACAAGCUGGUACAACAGGGUCCUUGUCACAUUGAACUGCAUGCAGCACUGGACAUGAUAGCCAGCUCCCAGCAGAAACUAGGAGAGAAGUUCACAACUUUCUACCUCCCCAACUGUGAUAAGCACGGCUUCUACAAGGCCAAGCAGUGUGAGUCAUCUCUGGUCGGACCGCCCGCUCGCUGCUGGUGUGUCUCUUCCUGGAAUGGGAAGAAGAUCCCAGGCUCGAGUGACCUCCUCGGUGACUCAGAGUGUCAUCAAGAAGUCACUUACUGAAGGAUGGACUCUGUUAUCACUCAUAAACACACUUGCCCACACACACACACACACACGGACACAAGGAAACACAAAAAUACAUAUUGUGUUUCCUAUAUUUAACCUAACAUCAGGUGAAUGUGUAAAUAUACAUGCAACAACCUGAUGAAUUUACUUAAAAAAAAACAAAAAAAAAACACAAGAUGUAAAAUAUUAUUUCCGAGGGGAACUUUCCUCUCAUUUUAUUUACAUGUAUGUAUCAAGACUUAUUUAUUCAGUACUUGUAUAUUCUUACUAGCAUUAACCAUUUGUCAUUUUUAGAUUUUUUAUAUGUUUGCCUAUUUUUUCAAUUGUAAAUAGGGCAACACUGUAUACAUUUGUAUUUCUGACUAAAUAACUCCAUUGCUCAAAAACCACAGGUCCGCAGCUCUGCCAAGCCCAUUUCAGAGUCUUCAGGAUCAGUUUUUUUUUUUUUCCAAUUCAUUCAAACCUGGAGCUGUGCACGGCACGAAACAACACAGCCGCUCAUUCAUUCAACAUGUUGACAUUGUCUGAAUGUAUCUCCAUUGGCGUUUCCUCAAUGGGUAUUGGGGGAAAUACUUAAAGUGCCGCAAAUAUGUGCACGGUGGCCAAGCACAAACAUAUCAAGGCUCAUCCAAGCCACCGUGAGGUUUGGGAUGGGUUGUUCUGCAUUUGUCUACCUCUACUAGUCUCUGCAGGUUCUACAGGUUUAGCAGAAGAUUGCUGAGGGCUCUUCUCAGUUACACCUUUCUGACUUUUAUUCGCCUAGAGGGUCAUUGUGCUCUUUUUCGACCUAUUCUAGCAUCUAUUCUAUAGUAUUUAUUAUGAUUCACUCAUGUGUUUAUGCUUUUGUUGUUGAGGUCAUGUGCAGUGGACCAAAACUGUUCAUGAAUGCUGUUUGCCAGGAACGCUGCUGCUAUUCCAUUACUGGUUUUGUUGAAACAAUGUAUAUAUUCUUCUAAUUCUGUGGACGUGUAUCUAAUUAAAGUAUUAUUUCAUCCUGAUGGCCUCAUGUGUAAAUGUGUCAGUCUUUCCCGUACACACGAGAGGGUAAAAUAGAGAGGAAAAAAAGGAAACUUAAACACCUGGAUAAUUUUAUACUGCCUUUAUUAAGUAAAAAUAGACCUCUGAGAUUUGCAUUGUACAUGCAAACAGCGUAUUUACUUAAACAAGGUAAGUGAUGAAAAUUAUCACUGGCAAGACAGAGAUCAGAGAUAACGGUUUGUGGCCUUUAUCCCAAAGAAUCCAGCUUAUGCAAAAUGACAAUAAAAACAUUAACAACCACAGUACUUAUGAAAGGACAUGUUCCUCUGUCUGUAGCUUAAAAUCCAGCAUAAAAAACUUGAUAUGCACUGUAGUGUUUGAGCUGCACAGUCCUGUCCAACUCCCUGAGGAGCAGGAAGCAACUGGAAAAAACAAAAAAAAAACAAAACAUAAUUCAUAAGAGUAGAAAUUCAUUGUAAGGCAACCAGGAAGGCACUGCAUGCUUACUCCGAAAGACGUAUUUGAACAUACAUUUAUCGUUGUCAUGACCACACACAAUGUCUUUAUAACAAAUCACAAGCAUACAAAUUAUGAUUAUACAUCACAAGCAUGUACACGUGUGUAAUGCCACGUAACUGUGCGUAAAUGAAGAGUACUCUCAUCGAUGCUUGUGACAAGUACAAAAUGUCUCUGUGUAUAAUAAUCAAAAUUUGGGCCUCUGAGAGAAAUUCAUUAAGUGUAUCCUCUUCUCAGACGCCGUCCAGGUUGCGUUCAGACACAAACAGCUUAUGAAGAAUCCAUCCCGUCGUAGAAAAGUACAGAAUGUAUCUAGCGACACAAGAGGAUUUUUUCCUCCUGGUACUCUUCCUCUGUUCCCCCUGCACUGCCUCAGAAAAAGGUCCCACAGGCAACAGAUAGAAAUAGCAAACAUCCAUAUAUCGGCUGAGCCAUCUCUUGACCUCUCUCCCAAUAUCCUCAGUGUCUCCAUUUGUUUACAAUUC